This is a messenger RNA of Bursaphelenchus xylophilus (pine wood nematode), 2793 nucleotides long. The record is from the annotation of a GenBank genome assembly. NCBI's taxonomy places the organism in Eukaryota, Metazoa, Nematoda, Chromadorea, Rhabditida, Aphelenchoididae.
AUGUUUACAAUUGAUGCAGAAGAACCUCAGAAAGAGACAAAGGUGGUAAUUAUGGGCUGAAUUAAUAAUAUAAAAAACUUCAGACUGCGCGAGAAGAAUUUCGUCUGAUUUCAUUGGAAAAGGCAGACAAGACCCUUCUCUGUAAGGGAUCGAAGAAAGAACUUUUGGAUAUCCUAGCAAGUUUAAAGAAAUUCGAAGCAAAAAUUAAUGAUAAGCUGAUACAAAGAUUCAGAAGAUUGACCAGAGUAAGCAGCCAGUGGAUUAAAUUAAAUUACAUUUUUAGGAUUCGGUCCGCGUGAGUACAGUAUGCCUUACCAUAUUCUCUUUAUACUGUCGAGGCAUAAGACUAGCAGACCAUUUGAUCACAAUCAAUCCCAAUCGAUUAAAUCAGACAACUUUUUUAUAUCUUCUCCAUAAAUUCCAUGAGUUUUUUUGGAAGAAUAUGCAAUUAUUAGGACCCAAGAGUGAAAGCAUCUUCAACCAGACGACUUGUCAGCUCAGAUUCACAAAACUCGACGUUACCGUAUACUUUUCGGUACAGGCGUUGCACUUUAAUCGAUUGGUGGUUUGCAAACAAAGACAUAUGGCAGAAUUGACAAUGAUAAAGCAGCAACAAUUGCGGAAACAAGCGGUUGAGAAGGACAAAGAGAUGACUUACAGCCAAUUACCCUGGAAUCCGGUGGAUAUGAAGGCAAUAGAAGACGAUGUAAGCACUGUUAAUGGCUCUUUACACGUGCUUUUAGUUUCUACGCUCAGAAUUAUUGGACCUCGAUGAUGCCUGUAUUAUAAUACAAUGUGCCGAGAGAAGUAAGUAGUAAAAAAACUACCAAAUGAUAUUGCCAGUGUAUCAGGCACAUGCUCGGGGCAUUUAUAUGAUCGAAGUGAAGAGAAAAGCAAUGGAUUUACACAAGAACGAAGCAGAAGUAGACCCUGAACAUGCCGCCAAGAAAAUACAAGCAGUAAGAGUAAAUUAAAAGGUAUAAGAUGUACAGAGAACCAGAGGAUUCCUGGCCCGGAAACACACUCGCUUACUGCGAGAACAGGAAAACGCCGAACUGGGCAUUCAUCCAAUCUCGUUGAUCAACAAACGGAAGAACUUAGCCCAUCUUUUGCGAGACUUUCCUCCGGCCUCGCCUUUAUUUUCUUGUAUAGAGUCGAGUUCUGGACCCCUUAUACCCACAUUUGAGGUCGAUUUCAGUUUUCCCAAAUCAAUACAAGCACUCAUCGAACAGCAGAAUGCCUCCGUUUUCACGUCGGAUCCACUAGAGAACAUUCUAGAGGCCCGUGAGACGCGGAAAACUAACUAUGAGACCUUUGACUCAAAGACGGAGACCUUGUUCAGCAAAUUAAAUAACACGGGGAUAGCCAUUCUGGGGCCAGAACAGUCUCUUCAAUUCGAUGAAUUGAUCAGUUUUACCGUGCAAGUAAUGGAAGGACACGAAAUAUUCUAUUGGGACCUACGGAACUAUCUGUACAUGUCCGUUGUCAUCCCGAAUGGUAAUAUCAACUACAUUACAUAACAUGUAUCAUAUAGUAAAGCAACCGUUCAUUAUGGGCAGAUCUUUGAUUACAUCUUCAUCCAAUAUUUUCUGCUUACGAGUUUUUUCGACUCGGGGUUCUUUUCGAUGGCAUUAUUAAUAGCUUCUGCCCAUAAUGGACGUACACUAUAGUAACUAUAAAUUGAAAGAGUAACAAAUUAUAGUCCUUUCAACCUGGCCGGAGAUCUCAAUGCAGAAAAGAAACCUGCUUCUUGUUGGGUCAAAACAAUCCGGCAGACAUUCCUGGGCCAGAGCAAUGGCCCAGAAAUGUGGGGCAGUUCAAAUUACCAUAAAUGGAAAGUCCUUACCAAGAAGAAAAAGGUCGAAGAUGGUAGAAAGAAUAAAUAAUGUGAGUUACUUAGGUCCGAAAUUAUUUUAAAAUUUUAGUUCUGUCUUCUCGAUCACAAUGUCUUUAUAAUAUUUGAUACAUUAGACAUUUAUAACGAGAAAUACAUCAAGAAAUCGUCUCAUAUAAAGGUAAGGUGAGUCUGUCACGACAUUUGCGCAAAUUGACGGUUUGAGGAAAAGGACGCUUGCGGAAUUCGGGGAAACCCUUUCAUAAGUUCCUGUUUUCAACUAGCCUCUUCGAAUUUUUGUAUACAUAUUUUGAGACCCUACAUGAAAUGUAAUCCGGAAAAGCGAUCAAAGGUCUCUGCCCUAAUCAGCCUGGUGACAAAAUUCAUAUAUUCGGAAAAGAAAGGUUCAUUCUAUAAACCAGUUUUAUGUAUUAUAUUUUACCGGUGUCUUUUACGGCUUACCAAAUACACAUAAAAAUUUAAAGCCCCAUUUUUUGCCCUUACAUUUUGUGUCACAAUUCCGCAAUAUCGUCAAAUUGAAUUCAGCAAAUGUCGCGGUGCGAAAGUGAGAAGAUCAAUAUUGAAACUUUUUUCUUAGAAAUUUUUGUUCAGUCUACUGGAAAACUGGACUGAAGAACUCAGAGGCAAUGUUCAAAUCAUUGGAAUCUCUGCCAAGCCGAAUCUCGAAGAAAAAGUUUUAAAUUUGUUCCCCACUACGGUAACAAUCGGAACUCCGACUGCAUCCGAGAAAAUUGGUAAGCGACUAAAACGCAACAUAAUAUAUUGCAGAAGUGAUCGCUGAUCAGUUAAGUAAACGACUGGAAGAGUCUAAAUCCGAAAUUAUUCCAUACAGACUUAUUGAAUUAAACAAAUCUACAAAGAAAUUGAACAUCGGAAUGACCAUAGAGAAGAUCGACAAAAAACAAAACAGACGGAGACAAGAAUCCGCCCAUCUAUAA